AAAUGACCGGGAAUUAUAAGGUUCUUAAAACUCGUAAGCUAGUAUUGAAGUUGUAACGAAAUAUUAUGAGUAGUUCAGACGUAACUGAGCUGAAAAUUAAGAUAAAAAAAUGGGAAGAAUCGUUUUAUCGUGAGCAUAAGAGAAAACCGGAAAAAGAUGAUAUAAAAGCUGCUUCAAAAGACGUUCAAGACCAUUACAAGAUCUACUGGAAACUACGUAAUGCAGUCCAACUGAGUGAAAAACAGGAUGACCGUGUGUGGAACAGUUCUCUGAACAAAUCUGUAAAUUGUGCAAUCAAUAGUAAAUCAGCUGCAAAGAAAUCAGCAGUAGUGCAUUUUGCUAAUAAGCUUAGACAGAAUUUUGAAAUAAACAAGUCAAGGGUUCCUAUCCCACAAGCAAAAAGAUUGACAGUACUAAAAAGUGAAGUUGAAAGAUCACCAGUACAUGAAAAAGAAGAGGAUCAGCCUGGUGAUAAAUCUUUAUUUAAACCUUCACCAAAAAAACUUAAAGAGGAUGAGUUAAAAAACUUAGAGCUAUUCACGUUUGGACAUAGUUCUAAAGAACUUAAUGGCAAGUCAAUGAUAAAACAGUUUUCUGUAGCUAAGAAAACAGGAGUUAAGUUAACAUCUGUGAAGUCCAUUUCUCUUGCUUUAUCAGGACAUAGUGGCUUAAAAUGUAGUCCAAAACGUAACAUCGAUAUUGCGUGGCUAGAACGCUGUAGCUCUACUAAUCCAGUGUCUCCUCAACCUUUGUGUGAAGAUGAAAUUAAUGAAAACACUGCAGAGUAUUCAACAGUUAACUGUUUGGAAAAACCUAAAAUUUUGGAGAGCUCAGUGCAUUUAGAAGAAAAUCAUAAAAAACCAAAAGAACUGGAUGUCAGCUUUACUGCACAAGUUUCUUCAUUUUUCUCUCCUGAGACUAAAUCUGAUUUAGAAAAUAAUGUCUGUGCUACAAAGCAGUUUUCCACACAUGUUGCUGAGGAGAACAAGUUUCAUAUUAAAGAUAACAAUAGUAUUACCAAUCAACUUAAUUCAACAUGUGAGGACAACAGUGUUAGUUUUGAAAAUAAUGCUCGUGUUUUUAAGCAACUUUCUUCUACAUCUGUCACUGAGGAUACUAGAGAAGGUGUGAAUGAAAACAUAGAAAUGGAAGAUAAACUAAUUUCGCAUAAAGGUAUAAGACAAUUGGAUGCAGAGGAAUCUGAAAGUCAGCAUAAAAAUGAAAAACCUUUUCAAACAAACAAGAGGAAAUGUACUAGUGACUUUGAGGAAAAUAUCACGAAGAAAAUAAGGAACAGCAGUUUAAACAGUGAUGCUUUAUUAAGGAACAUUCAGGAAUACAGUAAAGAACCAGAGGCAGAAACGUUAACGAAGCUUGUUAGUGAACGAAAAGUUGACAUAGAAAAAUUAUCAAUGAAAAAAUCUUCUAAUUUUGGAAGAAAAUCUAUCUCACAUACACCAAUUUCCAAAGACAAUUUUGUAAAAAUCAAUCUGAAAAAGAAAAGGUUUUCCAGAGGCCAUCGUCAUCUCAACAGUCAACAUUACAAGAGGAUGAAAUGGAAAAACCUGCAGCAGUGCAAAGAUGAUGGUGAUGAAGAUAAACCUGCCAAAAAACAGAAAAAAACAUCUGCUUGUUUCAAAUGUGGCCAGAUUGGUCAUUGGGCUCGUUACUGUACUGGGGUGAAAGUCGAUACAUUACUGCCUUCCGAAAACAACGAUGAAGUUGAAGAUCAACCUCUGCCUACUUUAGAAGAAGCAGCACAGAUGUGUCAAGGAAUUAAGGAUUCAUUAACUAGAGGUGUCACUAGAGUUUAUCCUGGAGAACAAGAUAUCACAAAACAAAACUCAGUCAUUGAAGAUGAAGAACUCUCGUUUGCCUUGGGGGUCCCUCCUGAUCCAGUCAGACCUGCCGUUGAACCUCUUUUCAGUCCUAUCCUUACUGAAACUCCUCCUCUUGUAUAUGAAGGCCUCAAGAAGAUGGGAUAUGACAGUUUCAGGCCUGGACAAGAGAAAGCCAUUAUGAGAAUCUUGUGUGGAAUGUCUACAUUAGUUGUACAGUCUACUGGGUCUGGAAAAUCUUUAUGUUACCAGCUUCCAGCAUACUUAUAUGCCAAGGAGAGAAAAUGUAUAACCCUUGUGGUGUCGCCUCUUGUUGCUUUAAUGGAAGAUCAGGUGUCAGGCUUACCAGCAUGUUUAAGGGCAGUGUGCUUACAUAGUGGUAUGUCAGAUAGCCAACGUCAACAGGCUUCACAGGCAGUCUCUGAUGGAAGUGCUCACAUUCUUCUUGUUUCACCCGAAGCUGUUGUAAGUGCUGGGUUUUCUGGCAGUAACAUUCUUCCACGGAAUCUUCCUUCAGUAGCUUUUGCUUGCAUCGAUGAGGCCCACUGCUUGUCCGAAUGGUCACAUAACUUUCGGCCAUCUUACUUGCAGCUUAUUAAGAUAUUGACACAAAAGCUUGGGGUCAAAUGUAUUCUUGGUUUAACAGCAACAGCCAACAAAUCAACAGCUCGAAGCAUUGCAGAGACCUUAGGAUUGUCAAAUCAUGAUGAAGCAAUCAUUGGAACAACAUCCUUACCAAAAAAUUUAAUUUUGUCUGUGUCUAGAGAUAGUCAGAAAGAUGAGGCAUUAAUCAACCUUCUACGAGGAAAAAGAUUUGAAUUCUGUGAAUCUGUAAUUGUUUACUGUACAAGACGAGAAGAUACAGAGCGUUUAGCUGUAGUGAUUCGUACCAGCUUGCAAGAUGUUCGGUUGGAUUCGUCACAACCACGAGCAGGCACCAAAAAGGGAAAAAGCCAGGCUCCAAGAGCAUUGUUAGCUUGGGAUGCAGAAGCUUAUCAUGCGGGCUUGACAGCAGCAAAAAGACGUUCUGUGCAGAACAAGUUUAUGAAAGGAAAGCUGAGGGUAAUUGUAGCUACUGUGGCUUUUGGUAUGGGCUUAGACAAGUCUGAUGUUAGAGCUAUCAUACAUUACAAUAUACCCAAAAGCUUCGAAAGCUAUGUUCAAGAAACUGGCCGAGCUGGAAGGGAUGGUGUGACAUCUCACUGUCAUUUGUUUCUUGAUCCACAGGGACGUGACCUGUAUGAACUUCGUAGACACAUUCAUGCUAAUGGUGUAGACAGAGGAACAGUUAGAAAACUGCUACAAAAGGUUUUCCUACCUUGCAAAUGUUAUAUACAAGACACUGACUGUAAGAAUGAUAACACUGAAGAAAAGGUUAAAAAUGAGGAUUGUCAGACAAAGAGUUGUCCGGGACACGAGGUAGCUUUUCCUAUUGAGACUACUGUACAAGACCUGGACUUGAAGGAGGAAAAUAUAUCCACACUUCUGUGUUACCUGGAAAUUCAUCCAAACAGAAGAUUUCAGCUGUUACAUCCUGUUUAUGCUACCUGCACUGUUCGUUGCUAUGGAGGACCUAGUCAACUUAGAGCACUUGCCCAACAUAGUCCUCCUAUAGCAGCUGCCUUAGCCCUACAGCGUCGUAAAAGCCAGAAUAAAACUGCUCAGUUGCAGUUUCCAGUGGUCCAAGUGGCUUCUCGAAUGGGUUGGGAUUCAGGUUUAGUAAAGAAAAGUUUGAAACAGUUAGAGUGGGAUAACAGUCACUUGAAAAGUGGAGGCAAUUGGAAGAGAACAGGAGUACUUGUUGAGUUCUCAGACUCAGCUUUCCAUAUUUAUGCUCCUGGUGAUUUAACCGAUGAUGAACAAGAUUCCAUGUUGGAUUAUCUGCAUGGACGAGUUGUUUUGCAUGAGAAACGAGAACUUCUUAGACUUGAAAUGAUUUAUAAUGUAUUUCACAGUGUUUCAUACAGCCACUACACUAAAUGUAGUGAUUCUUGUGAUGAGGAGAAGAGUCAGAAGCUGAAGACAAUUCUCAAACAAUACUUUGAGAGUGAUGAAAGUGAGAGCUUUUCUAUAGUAAACACAGAACAUUGCAAUAUGAUUGAGAAAAUCCCAGAAAAUGAAAUCUGUUGUGACAUACAAGCUUUUAUAAACAUACAUCAUGAUGAGAACUUCACAGGUAGAGCAAUAGCAAGAAUAUUUCAUGGAAUUUCGAGUCCACGCUAUCCUGCGGAGGUUUGGGGUCGUGUGAAAUUUUGGCGAAGAUACUUAAAUGUGGAUUUUCAUCUAAUUCAACAACUUGCAAGCAAGGAGCUGCUACGAAUGAAAGAUUUGUGACAUCUGUUUAAAGACAGACAAAUUUUAAAUAAAAAUUAAAUUAUAAUAAAUUUUUCUAGAAAACCUGUAAAUAUUUGUAACAUUUUAUAUUAAAUUAUGUGUGAUGGUCAGUGUUAUUGAGCCUAAAAAUGGACCAUAUUAGCAUAAGAAUUGACAACUGUUUUAUUUCUUCAUGUUACUAUGAUCAUAGUGUGUUAGGUUUGCAAUUUCUUUCAUCAUUAGAACAGUUUUA
Limulus polyphemus (Atlantic horseshoe crab) is the source of this 4404-nucleotide messenger RNA. It is a transcript of the gene RecQ4, whose product is annotated as ATP-dependent DNA helicase Q4-like. The transcript has 22 exons. Gene Ontology annotation, biological process: double-strand break repair via homologous recombination. Gene Ontology annotation, molecular function: four-way junction helicase activity; 3'-5' DNA helicase activity; ATP binding. The coding region runs from base 66 to 4172 and encodes 1368 amino acids. Gene Ontology annotation, cellular component: cytoplasm; nucleus; chromosome. The record is from RefSeq and is a predicted model, not a curated record. Lineage: Eukaryota; Metazoa; Arthropoda; Merostomata; Xiphosura; Limulidae.